Molecule: messenger RNA, 865 nt
Organism: Trifolium pratense (red clover)
Lineage: Eukaryota; Viridiplantae; Streptophyta; Magnoliopsida; Fabales; Fabaceae
Exons: 2
Coding region: 23-727 (234 amino acids)
Molecular function (GO): protein binding
Source: RefSeq, a predicted model, not a curated record
GCAAGAUUUUGUUAUCGUAACAAUGGCAGCAGCAAAAAGAAAGAUAGUGGCGGCAACAAUGGUGUGUUCAUAUUUACCAGAUGAGAUAUGGGAGCGCAUCUUCAAAUCCUUCAAUGGUGACCGCCGCACUUUAAAGUCUCUCUCUGUUGUCUCCAAACAGUUUCUGUCUAUCACAAACCAAUUCGGAGUCUCUCUCAAAAUCACCUAUAAAACAAUCCCUUACCUUUCUCGUCUCUUCCAUAGGUUUCCCAACCUCACAUCCCUCUUCCUCCUCAGUCUCUCCUGCAAAAGAGAUGACUGUGACACACUUCUUACCCAAAUCUCCGCUUUCCCUUUAUCAGACAUCAAAUCUCUCUAUCUUGCCGCCAACUUCAACAGCAAUAUUCAUGUUGAUGGGUUGAAAGCUUUGUCUAAAAAUAUGAUAAAUUUGAACAAUUUCACUUGUUUGAGAAUGGUUUGUACCACUGGCAUUACCCAGAGGGAAGAUCUCUCCGUCGUCUUUGAUUGUUUUCCUUUACUCAAAGCAGUUAAAUUCCUAUAUACCACCUAUCGUAGGUCUUUUGUUGUAUUUGAUUCUGCAGUUAUUCGUGAUCAUGAUGGAGGAUGGUUGAACUGUCGCAUACGGCGCAGGAUUGAUUUAUCUGGCAUCGAUCGCCGAACUAUUUGCUGUAUUUGCAAGAAGAAGUGUGAUUUUCAUUUUCUUCAAGAGGUCAACUUGAGUAAAUAAUAAAAGACAAGCACAACAAUAGAACCAAUAAAUCAUUCUGAUCCUUGAGUACAGGAAUGAUUUAUAUUAUUUUGGUGUUUGGACCGCGACUUAUUGCAGACGAUGAAUUUGGAAGUUCUUUGCCUGAUAUGAAUACUG